Molecule: messenger RNA, 765 nt
Organism: Macrosteles quadrilineatus (aster leafhopper)
Lineage: Eukaryota; Metazoa; Arthropoda; Insecta; Hemiptera; Cicadellidae
Exons: 5
Coding region: 60-695 (211 amino acids)
Source: RefSeq, a predicted model, not a curated record
AUCCAACCUAAAAUUUAAAACAUUUACUACUGUACAAGUCUUGGAGCCACCAACCAAAAAUGAUUCGUUUGGUUCUAGUUUCUUCUUUCAUUUUGAUCUUGGGUUCCUACGAAACCAAAGGUGCACCAAAUGACCUUCCACUCAAGAAUGACGAGACACGUCCUCCCUAUCGAUCGAUUGAAGGAAAAGAUCUUUUGGGUUUGGCUGGUGGUGCUAUGAUCUUUGCUGGUGGUGUUGUGAAAACUGCUGGGGUGGUUAACCUGGGUCUGGCGCCAUUAUAUUUUGCUCCACCAGUUGCUGCGGGAGUCUGCCUGACGUACGCAGUUGGUUCCUAUGAAGCCAAAGGUGCACCAAAUAACCUUUCACUCAAGAAUGACGAGACACGUCCUCCCUAUCGAUCAAUUGAAGGAAAAGAUCUUUUGGGUUUGGCUGGUGGUGCUAUGAUCUUUGCUGGUGGUGUUGUGAAAACUGCUGGGGUGGUUAACCUGGGUCUGGCGCCAUUAUAUUUUGCUCCACCAGUUGCUGCGGGAGUCUGCCUGACGUACUUAGUUGUGAGUUACGGAUUUAAAAAAACUAAGGAAGCUGCGGGUUACUUAACAGAAAAAGCUCAGGUAGCUGCGAGUUACGUAACAGAAAGAGCUCAGGAAGCUGCCGUAUCCGGAGUAAACGAUGAAAUAAGCAAGAAAUUGUCGUAAAAACAAGCAGAUGAAUUGAAUAGUGCCUUUUGGUGUGAAAAACUUAUGGCAUUAAAUUUUGAUUAGACAA